Messenger RNA from Diaporthe batatas, 687 nucleotides. RefSeq lists its product as uncharacterized. The transcript has 3 exons. Bases 1 to 687 code for a protein of 228 amino acids. Gene Ontology annotation, molecular function: protein binding. The record is from RefSeq and is a predicted model, not a curated record. NCBI's taxonomy places the organism in Eukaryota, Fungi, Ascomycota, Sordariomycetes, Diaporthales, Diaporthaceae.
AUGUCUAUCUCCACCACUGAUGGAAACAUCCUCGCCCUCCACGCUCGGCGUGGAGAUACCUCACAGCUAAGGCAGGCCCUGGACGUCUUGGUUCAGCGUCAGGGUUCCACAGGCUUGGACCGAGCCAACAUUCUUCUGCUUGCCAGGGACGAGUUCGGAAACAAUGUUGCCCACACUGCCUGCACCUUCAACAACACCAACGUUCUCGAGUUCGUCUAUGAACUCCACGAGUUCGCCCUCCAGCCUGGCGUCCUGCGGUCGAUUCUUCACGCUCGAAACAACAUGGGCGAUCAGCCGAUCCACCUGGCGGCCCAGAACAACUCCCUGGAUUGCGCUCGCGCAAUCAUCCAGCGCGGUGCAGAUGCCAACGCCGUGGGAGCACUUGGCUUCUACGCCACCCACUUCGCGGCCAGGGAGGGCUACCCUCAGAUGCUGCGCCUCCUGGUACAGAGCGGCGCAGACCACAGCCCCGUCACCGUGGGAAGAGAUACGCCUGCCCACUUCGCGGCGCGGAACCGAGACAUCGAGUGUCUAAAGACUCUUCACGAGGCCGGUGCCAGGCUGCAAGACAAGAACAUGGGGGGUGAGACCCCAGCCAUGAUUGCUCAGAGGCUCAGCAACGAGGAGAUAAUGAUUUGGAUGGCGGAGCAGCACAUCAUCAGAGAUCUACCUGGAGGCAGUUCUUAG